This is a messenger RNA of Parathielavia appendiculata, 3050 nucleotides long. RefSeq names its product leucyl-tRNA synthetase. NCBI's taxonomy places the organism in Eukaryota, Fungi, Ascomycota, Sordariomycetes, Sordariales, Chaetomiaceae. The coding region runs from base 76 to 2988 and encodes 970 amino acids. Gene Ontology annotation, molecular function: leucine-tRNA ligase activity; ATP binding; aminoacyl-tRNA deacylase activity. Gene Ontology annotation, biological process: leucyl-tRNA aminoacylation; mitochondrial translation. Gene Ontology annotation, cellular component: mitochondrion. The record is from RefSeq and is a predicted model, not a curated record. The transcript has a single exon.
CGAACAAUGCCACCAUGAGACAUUGACGCCAAAGCCUUUCUUGAUGCCAGCACUGAUAAUGUAAAGCAAAUUAUAAUGUCGUUGAGCUACAUCAGGUCGAUAGGCCGCUCCAUCCCGCAUCUGAACUCGGCCGCUUCAAGAUGUCUUCUGUCUCGCCGUUUUGCUUGUUCCACUCCAUGCUCCGGUCCGUGGACCGCGGUUCGAAGCCUCAGCGCCACAGCUCGGUUGUAUGCUGAUGCGAAGCUCCAUCUUCCCGCCCUCGACUCCAAGUGGCGACAGAGAUGGGCUGCACUGCCAGAGUCUACCCACCAAUGCACCGAUGCAGCCAAAGGCAAAUACGUCCUGCCCAUGUUCCCGUAUCCAUCAGGGUACCUGCAUCUGGGCCACCUCCGUGUCUACACCAUCGCCGAUGUUGUCGCCAGAUUCCACUCUCUCCAAGGCAGCAAUGUCCUGCUUCCCAUGGGCUGGGAUGCAUUUGGACUCCCGGCCGAGAACGCCGCCAUCGAGCGGGGCAUCAACCCGGCCACAUGGACGAGAGCGAACAUCGCAUCGAUGAAGGAACAGCUCGCCAUGAUGAACGGAUCCUGGAAUUGGUCCUGCGAGCUGGCAACCUGCGACCCAAGCUUCUAUAAGCACACUCAAAAAAUCUUCCUCCUGCUUCAGGAGAAGGGGUUGGCCUACCAGGCCGAAGCCGAGGUGAACUACGACCCGGUCGACAAGACGGUGCUGGCAAAUGAGCAGGUCGACGCCAACGGGUUCUCGUGGCGGUCCGGUGCGAAGGUGGAGAAGAGGAAACUCAAGCAGUGGUUCCUCCGCAUUUCUGAGUUUCGGGAAUCACUGCUCCAGGACCUGGAGGUGUUGGCGAAGAACGAUGCCUGGCCCGAGAGGGUGCUGGCGAUGCAGAAGAACUGGCUGGGCAAGUCGACUGGCGCCACCAUCAAGUUCCCGCUUUUGGCAUUCGACCACGACGUGCACGCCGCCAUCGAGGUCUUUACUAGCCGGCCGGAUACCCUGUUUGGGGUCCAGUAUCUGGCUCUUGCGUCCACUCACCCGGUUGUUGCCAAGUUGGCUGAAAAGGACCCAGAACUGCAGGCAUUCCUGGAUACGCUCCCUGGACUGCCACCCGACUCCAGAGUGGGGUACAUGUUGCCUCACAUCCGGGCCGUCAACCCUUUGGCGUACCAUGAAAAAACGCCCGAGGCCACGAAAAAGUCCAUCCCUGUGUACGUAGCGCCGUAUGUCAUUGGCGAUUAUGGCGAGGGGGCAGUGAUGGGGGUUCCUGGGCAUGACGUACGUGAUCAUGCCUUCUGGAAAACGCACCACUACGAUGAGCCGGUUCGGUUUGUGCUGGCGGCUUCCGAGGAUGAGUCGACCACAGCAUUGCAGAACCACCCGUUUGUCGACCAUGGCAUCAUGACCGAGCACAGCGGCCUCUUCAAAGGCAAGUCGUCCAAGGAGACCGGCGAGAUGCUGGUCGCUAUGUUGGAACAGGCGGGCCUAGCGCAGCCAGUUGAGAAAUGGCGUCUCAGAGACUGGCUGAUCAGCCGUCAGCGAUACUGGGGAACCCCCAUCCCCAUCGUGCACUGCGACUCGUGCGGGGCCGUUCCGGUCCCGGAUGAGCAGCUUCCGGUUCUGCUCCCCGAAGUGGACGAACAUUGGGCCGGCAAAAAGACGGGCAACCCUCUGGAGAUGCUCGAGGAGUGGGUGAACACGUCUUGCCCGAAGUGCAGCGGUCCUGCUAAGCGGGACACGGACACUAUGGACACGUUCGUGGAUUCCAGCUGGUACUACAUGCGCUUCGUCGACGCGCACAACGAGGACGCGCCGUUUUCUGCCGAGAGGGUGAAGUCGCUGCCGGUCGACCUUUACAUCGGAGGCAUUGAACAUGCUAUUCUGCACUUGCUCUAUGCCCGGUUCAUCUACAAAUUCCUCAUGACGUCUCGCCUUGUGCCCGAGAACGGGGAAGCCAAGGACAAGACGUUCGAGCCUUUCCAACGGCUCAUCACCCAGGGUAUGGUGCACGGCAGGACAUAUGUCGACCCGUCAACCGGCAAGUUCCUCAGGCGCGACGAAGUUGACCUGUCCGACCCCUCUAGUCCAAAGGUCGUCGAUACAGGCGAGACCGCCACAGUCACAUACGAAAAGAUGUCCAAAUCCAAACACAACGGCGUCGAUCCCACUGACGUCAUCGCACAACACGGAGCGGACGCGACACGGGCACACAUGCUGUUCCAGGCGCCUGUCAGCGAGAUCCUGGACUGGGACGGCGACAAGAUUGUCGGCGUGACCCGCUGGCUGGGUCGGGUGCAUGAGAUGGUGCGGAAGCUGGGCACGGCCUCGGCAGAUGCAAACAUUCCCACCGCGAAAACAUACUUUGAGGACAAGGCGAGCAAACUCCAGUCCAUGAGUGUGGAUGAGUUGGCGCAGUGGGACGCUGAUGUGGCUGUCUGGCUCGAUGUACAAAGGACGAUUGCCUCGGUCACGGCGUCGUACGAGAAGGUCUACCCUCUGAACACGGUCGUGUCGGACCUCAUGAUAUUGGCGAAUGCCAUCCAGGAGAAGGCCGCGGUGCUAAGCGAGGGCGUUCUGAGGCAGGCCGUGUCGGCGCUCGUGCGGAUGAUGGCGCCUAUUACCCCUGCUUUUUCGGAAGAGUGCUGGAGCAUCUUGGGGCUUCAACCCGAGGGCAGGUCGAUGUUCGCGGGCGAAGGCAAGGUGUCGUUUCCUGUGGUGGACGGCACGCUGGAGUUGGAGAUGCUGCAGCCGCGGAAGCAGACGUGUGCGGUGCAGGUGAAUGGCAAGCUGAGGGCUGUUGUCGAGAUUUCCAAACCGAACGGGCUGGCUGGCGAUGAGCUUCAGGACUGGAUCGUUGGUGAGAUUCUCAAGACGGACGAGGGAAGCAGUAAACUGAUCAACGGGACAUUCGACGUCAGGCAGGCUAAGAAGGUGAUUGUCAUCAGGGAUGGCAAGCUUGUAAACUUUGUAUUAUGAUCUGUGUGUAGGAUAGCCAGGUGUUAAGAGUGAACUUGUUGUAGAGUACCUGUAUGCCUAUC